This is a messenger RNA of Aptenodytes forsteri (emperor penguin), 1231 nucleotides long. Its product is annotated as vegetative cell wall protein gp1-like. Lineage: Eukaryota; Metazoa; Chordata; Aves; Sphenisciformes; Spheniscidae. The coding region runs from base 281 to 1231 and encodes 316 amino acids. The transcript is spliced from 3 exons. The record is from RefSeq and is a predicted model, not a curated record.
CCUGGAGCCCCUAUGUCGCCAAAGUGCCACCGCUUCCCAGCGAUACCAUGUCCCCACGGUGCCACCACCACCCCCCCAGUGUCACCACAGUGCCACUACCCUGUGAUGCUACUGUGUCCCCACGGUGCCACCACCACCCCCCCAGUGUCACCACAGUGCCACUACCCUGUGAUGCUACUGUGUCCCCACGGUGCCACCACCACCCCCCCAGUGUCACCACAGUGCCACUACCCUGUGAUGCUACUGUGUCCCCACGGUGCCACCACCCCCUGGAGCCCCUAUGUCGCCAAAGUGCCACCGCUUCCCAGCGAUACCAUGUCCCCACGGUGCCACCACCCCCUGGAGCCCCUAUGUCGCCAAAGUGCCACCGCUUCCCAGCGAUACCAUGUCCCCACGGUGCCACCACCACCCCCCCAGUGUCACCACAGUGCCACUACCCUGUGAUGCUACUGUGUCCCCACGGUGCCACCACCACCCCCCCAGUGUCACCACAGUGCCACUACCCUGUGAUGCUACUGUGUCCCCACGGUGCCACCACCCCCUGGAGCCCCUGUGUCGCCAAAGUGCCACCGCUUCCCAGCGAUACCAUGUCCCCACGGUGCCACCACCCCCUGGAGCCCCUGUGUCGCCAAAGUGCCACCGCUUCCCAGCGAUACCAUGUCCCCACGGUGCCACCACCCCCUGGAGCCCCUGUGUCGCCAAAGUGCCACCGCUUCCCAGCGAUACCAUGUCCCCACGGUGCCACCACCCCCUGGAGCCCCUAUGUCGCCAAAGUGCCACCGCUUCCCAGCGAUACCAUGUCCCCACGGUGCCACCACCCCCUGGAGCCCCUGUGUCGCCAAAGUGCCACCGCUUCCCAGCGAUACCAUGUCCCCACGGUGCCACCACCACCCCCCCCCGGAGUGGCUGCGUCACCAUAGUGCCACCACCCCGUGAUGCUACUGUGUCCCCACGGUGCCACCACACGCUGGUGCUACCGUGUCCCCAAAGCGCCACCAACCCCAGGUGCCACCAUCCCCCCCCCCCCAGGGUUGGCGUGUCCCCGCGGAGGGGGACGUGUCCCUUUGUCCCCGAAUCAUUAAAGACGCUGCGUCUGCACGGGGCAGACCCGGCUCCCUCCUGUCGGUGGGGUGGAGGGUUUGGGGACCCCAGAAGGGACACGGGUGGCCCCGAAAGGGACAGCGGAGGGACCUCGUGGCAGGGGGACAGAGGCCCCCCCUUCAAGAGGUGA